This is a messenger RNA of Bufo bufo (common toad), 841 nucleotides long. It is a transcript of the gene FAM167B, whose product is annotated as family with sequence similarity 167 member B. The transcript has 2 exons. NCBI's taxonomy places the organism in Eukaryota, Metazoa, Chordata, Amphibia, Anura, Bufonidae. The record is from RefSeq and is a predicted model, not a curated record. Bases 208 to 756 code for a protein of 182 amino acids.
CUAAGAGGUAUUAGGAAGUAUGUGUCUGAAGCACUUCACAGAACCACAUGGACCUUGGUAAAAACUGGUUGGUUGAUCUCCACAAGCUUGUAUGUAUAAUUUUCUUCUGGAAAAUUUCUUCUGGAGAGCAUAGACUUAUCCUGGGUUGGCUUAUAAUCUCCUGAUCUUUACGACGUUGUUUUGUGUGGGCUGUAACUUUGCACAGCCAUGUCUUUCAGUCCAGUUAUAUUCAAUGAGCUGUGUGAAGAUGAGGAGGGUGAUAUAGCUCCUGAUUUAGAGUCUGUUAAAGCCCUGACAGCCAGAUUGAACCUGCAGACCCGUCGACCAUCAUACCAAGAAUGGACACAGAGAGUACAAGCACGACCAUGGGCAAAAAAUCGAGCUGUUGCCCAAGAGAAACUAUCUUCCAAUCAAGAGCAAAGCAUCCGAAAAAACAGCAUCUGUGGGUUCAGCUCUAUAGAUGAAGCUUUACAAUGGCUGAGGAAAGAACUACAGGAGAUGCAGGCUUCAGACCACCUCCUGGCACGCCAGCUUAUGCUAUUACGAUCCCGGAUCUCACAGUUUAAAAUAGAGCAGACCUGUGAGAGGCAUAAGGAGAUGCUAGACGAUGCUACUUUCGACCUAGAGGGUUGUGAAGAAGACUCUGAUCUACUCUGCAACAUUCCACCACGUGCUGCCUUCUCUCUUUCAACUCCCCUCAAACACAUCGGGGUGACACGCAUGAAUAUUAACUCCCGAAGAUUUUCAUUGUGCUAAGAAGUACGGUACUCAUCAUGUGUAAAGAGCAAAAAAAUAUUACCAAACUCCCAUCAGAAUAUGAUGUCUAUGCUAAAUGCAUUUA